This is a messenger RNA of Bactrocera neohumeralis, 3595 nucleotides long. It is a transcript of the gene Naglu, whose product is annotated as alpha-N-acetylglucosaminidase. The transcript has 4 exons. Bases 49 to 2328 code for a protein of 759 amino acids. NCBI's taxonomy places the organism in Eukaryota, Metazoa, Arthropoda, Insecta, Diptera, Tephritidae. The record is from RefSeq and is a predicted model, not a curated record.
CUACAUACUCUUCUCGCACAUCUUCAGUUGUUAUUUUAAUUCUGAACGAUGAGGUUGAUCAUAAUUCUUAUUACAACAAUUGCACUUCUCUUCUUUGGCAAAUGCUCAAGCUCUGCUGUUAUUGAUCUAAGUGAUGUUGAAACACCUACAGAAACACAAGAAAUCGCCGUCCGAGAUUUAGUUAUACGCACAAUUGGCGAAGAUGCCUCAAAAAGUUUCGUUGUGCAUGUUGAUAAGACAAUGCCAUCCAGAAGUUUUCAAAUUAAGAAGACAGAAGCAUCCACGUUAAGUAUUGUUGGAUCAGACGGGGUUGCAGUGGCGAAAGGUUUUCAUCAUUACCUCAAGUAUUACUUACAUAAGCACAUUGACUGGACCCACACUAAAGUUGAGUUGCAAUUGCCGAUUCAGCUACCAAAUGCCACGAUUUUCUCUAAAUCUGCCAGCAAUUUCAUUUAUUACCAAAAUGUUUGUACAUGGAGCUACAGUUUUGCAUGGUGGACUUUUCCCAAUUGGCGCCGCCACAUCGAUUGGAUGGCAAUGAUGGGUGUAACCUUAACGUUGGCACCUAUUCAAGAGUACAUUUGGCACGAAAUCUAUGUUGAAAUGGGCCUGACGAAAGAUGAAAUAGAUGAGCAUUUUGCAGGCGCAGCUUUUCAAGCGUGGCAGCGCAUGGGAAACAUUCGCGGCUGGGGCGGACCGAUACCACAUUCAUAUAGACGUAUGCAAAAAAUACUGCAACAGCGAAUUUUGAAAGCAGAACGUGAUCUUGGUAUGCGUGUAGCUUUGCCGGGCUUUGCAGGACAUAUACCUGUCGCCAUGACACGAAUUUUUCCGAACAAAACUUUUACACCUGUCGAACGUUGGAACCACUUUCCAGAUAAAUACUGCUGUGGUCUUUUCCUCGACCCUAGCGACCCGCUAUUUAAUCAAAUUGCACUCAAAUUUCUUAACAAGACCAUUGAAAAUUACGGCAGUGAUAAUAUAUACUUUUGUGAUCCAUUCAAUGAAAUUCAGCCGAGGUUCGCAAAUGCUGAAUAUAUGAAUGCCACGGCAUUUCAUAUUUACGAGUCCAUGCGUUUAGUUGACAACUCGGCGAUUUGGCUCUUACAAGGAUGGAUGUUUGUGAAGAAUAUUUUUUGGACAGAUGAAUUGAUCAAAGCUUUUCUGUUGGCAGUGCCGCUUGGCAAAAUGCUAGUGUUAGACCUACAAAGUGAACAAUUUCCUCAAUAUGAGCGUACACAUUCGUUCCAUGGUCAACCAUUUGUUUGGUGUAUGUUGCACAAUUUCGGUGGAACCCUUGGAAUGCAUGGAUCUGUUGAUAUUGUCAAUACGCAAAUACGUUUAGCAAGAGAUAUGGUAAACACGUCGAUGGUAGGUGUCGGUAUUACAGCGGAAGGUAUCAAUCAAAACUAUGCCAUGUACGAGUUGGCUUUGGAGCGCGGUUGGAUGAAAGAUGACUUUGAUUUAAAUAAUUGGUUUGAAAAUUAUGCUGAUGUACGUUACGGUAUUCGGGAAACCCGUCUGCAUAGUGCUUGGCAAUUACUCCGUCAAUCUGUCUAUUCCUACAAAGGAUUAUUAAAAAUUCGAGGAAAAUAUUCUAUUGCAAGAAGACCCUCCAUAAACCUCAGUCCAUGGGUUUGGUAUAACACUUCGAAUGUUUAUAUUGCUUGGGCUCAAAUGAUUUCGGUUAUAGGAAAUACUACCAUUCCUUUACACAAUCUACCGUUUGUCUCUCAUGACCUUGUUGACAUUACUAGACAAUUUUUACAAAUAACCUUCGACGAACUCUACGUGAAUUUAAUGGUUGCCUACACAAGUAAGAAUAUGGAGAAGUACGUUUUUAUAGCAGAUAAAAUGCUGGAGGCUUUAAAUGAUCUCGAAACAAUAUUAGCCACUAAUAUGGACUUCUCAUUAAGUCGAUGGUUAGAAGCAGCAAAGAAUUUGGGACGAACGCCGGUGGAGAAACAGCUUUACGAAAUGAAUGCACGGAAUCAAAUAACUGCAUGGGGGCCUAACGGCCAAAUUUUAGAUUAUGCAACGAAACAGUGGUCCGGUGUUGUUAUUGAUUACUAUCGGCCACGUUGGGCGCUAUUUCUCCAAAUGAUGCAAAAAAGUCUCGAGUUUAAUCAAAAAUUUAAUGAGGAAGCAUUUAAACGUACCGUUAGUCAGGAGAUUGAAAACCCAUUCAGUAUCAGCGUUAAAGUAUACCCAUCGGAACCGGUUGGCGAUAGUUUUACCGUUGCUCAGCGAGUUUUCCUCAAAUGGACCACGUACGCUGACGAUUCUCGUUUCAAAAAGUAUUGCAUCAAAUCUAUACGAUAUGUAUGAGCUAGUAUGUAUGUAUAUGACAAAACUCAUUACGAAGAUAAAUUAUUAUUAGGUACAUAUAUUUUUGUAACUCCUGUUGUAAAACGUUUUUAUUAUUUAUAUUGUAAUGACACUGAAGUUAAUGUACUCUAAAUUUGACAAUGACUUGCCAAGAUAGACGUUUACUUUACUCAUAAUACACGCGCAUAUUUGUCAAUGCUGCCGAUCGUGAAUAGAACUUGAUUGAUCCGUGAUAAUAGUGUUUUUCAAGGAGUGCUGAUUGAAUGCGCUCAUUUUUAUAACUAUUGACAGUUUGUAAAAAAUACUUAAAGCCAUCAUCUUGUUCCAUUCUUAUAUGAGCAUUCGACGUUACCGAGGUUAAACACAUUUCUGAACUUUGACUAAUUUAUGAAUAAAUGGGCUCGCCUAAAAUUUGUAUCUGAAUCAAUACAGACAUGAGUUUCUUAAGUUUCGAAAUGUUCAGUUACAGAAAUAAAUUUUAGAUUGAUCUAACGUUAUUUAAACUGGCAUAAGACGUUAAUUAAAACAAAAAACAGCAUCUAAUUAAAUUUGUUAAUCAUUUCUUACGUCACAGAAGAGUAGAAAGGUUAAAAGGCUUGAGGUUAUCAUUAUAAUCUCAACCCAAGUACCUUAGCGAAAUAAGUUACGAUGGGUAAAGUUCAGGUUCAUUUAAUACUUCUGUAUUUGUGAGGCCCACAGCCGGUGAAGUAUUUGCAGUUGUUGGAAAAAAUGUACACUCAGUCCUUUUUUACGCGAUCUCUUUUUACGCUAUUUCACUUUAACGCGGUUAUUUUUUCAGCGCAAAUUCCUUUUUUUACGCGAAUUACUCACUUUAACGCGAUUGCUUUUUUUCGUUUUUUGCUUGGUCUUAAACUUGCAGCAGAAUUUUUCAAAAAGAAUUGAGUCUCUGCAUGUUAAGAUAUAAAGAACUACAUCGGAAUUUAUUGGGUCCAAAGAGAAGCAUUCAACAAAAUUAACUGAAUUUAUGGUGCAAACUCAGUCGGAGAUGCUAAGUCAAUCAGAACAUCGAUCCAUAGUUCUUACUAUUGAUUCUGAUACAAAUUCUAGUGAUAUCAGUGCCGGCCAUCAAAAUAAGCGGCUAAGAAUAAUUUCCACUACGGAUAAUGACAGUGAUUAAACAGCAUUCAACGGUUUUUUCAAUAAAUCUACCUAUUUUCUAUUUUCUUCUCUUUUAUAUAUGGUUUUUGUUUUGUAUUUUUUAUGUUGUUAUGAAUGAAUAAAUCAUAAGUCUGAAAUUUGAACCUUA